GACAAAAUCGAGUGGUGUAAAAAUGGAGGAUAGAGAGAAUGCGAAGAGAGUAGUGUUUGUGACUGUAGGAACAACGAGUUUCGACGCGCUUGUGAAAGCAGUGGUUAGUGAAGAUGUUAAAGACGAAUUGCAGAAGAGAGGAUUUACUCAUCUUCUCAUUCAAAUGGGUCGAGGAAUCUUUUUCCCAACUAAGUGUGAUGGAGCAGAUGGAUCAUUAGUCGUGGAUUACUUCACAUUUUCCUCGAGUAUCGCUGAUUAUAUUCGGUCUGCAUCUCUUGUUAUUAGUCACGCUGGAUCUGGAAGCAUAUUCGAGACACUAAAACUCGGGAAACCAUUGAUUGUGGUAGUGAAUGAAGAUCUGAUGGACAAUCAUCAAUGUGAAUUAGCUGAAGCACUUGAAGAGAGGAAGCACUUGUACUACACUCGUCCUCACACCCUUUAUCAAACCUUGAAGAAAAUGGAGUUGGAGUCUCUGGUUCGAUAUACUCCAGGGGAUGGAACUCCUGUUGCCCGCAUUAUCGACAGGUUCCUCGGAUUCCCUGAUGAUUAACCAGACAUAUGAAAACAAGUGCUUUGUCUUCAGAUUCAACUAACCGGUGCUUUUGCCUUUGGACAUUGUGUUGUGUCAUAGAUUCAUAUUUAUUAAUAGCACAGCUUUUUCUGAUGUUUGAGAGGAUAAUCAAUUUUGUUUCAACCA
Molecule: messenger RNA, 697 nt
Organism: Arabidopsis arenosa
Lineage: Eukaryota; Viridiplantae; Streptophyta; Magnoliopsida; Brassicales; Brassicaceae
Source: the annotation of a GenBank genome assembly